CCUCUUCCUCUUCUCGCCCCGUGUCUCUUUGCCAGUGCUGGCGGAAGACUGGACUCGUGUCCACAUGGAGGACGAGCUCUUCAGGAGCCUGUUUGGAGGCUACAGAAAGUGGACGCGUCCGGCGCAAAACAUCAGCGACGUGGUCAUCGUCAAGUUUGGCCUCUCCAUUGCACAGCUGAUCGACGUGGAUGAGAAAAAUCAGAUGAUGACGACCAACGUGUGGCUCAAACAGGAAUGGACGGACUAUAAACUGCAGUGGAAUCCGUCUGACUUUGACAAUGUGACGUCCAUCAGAGUUCCCUCUCAGCUCAUCUGGGUGCCGGACAUUGUGCUGUACAACAAUGCCGACGGAGAGUUCGCCGUCACCCACAUGACCAAGGCCCAGCUCUUUCACACGGGCCGUGUCCUCUGGGUGCCCCCGGCCAUCUACAGGUCGUCCUGCUCCAUCGACGUCACCUUCUUCCCCUUUGACCAGCAGAGCUGCAAGAUGAAGUUCGGCUCCUGGACUUACGACCGGGCCAAGAUCGACCUGGAGCCCUUCGAGAACACCGUGGACCUGAAGGAUUACUGGGAGAGCGGAGAGUGGGCUAUUGUCAACGCCGUGGGCACCUACAACACCAAGAAAUACGACUGCUGCCAUGAGAUCUACCCCGACAUCACCUACUACUUCGUCAUCCGCCGCCUGCCGCUGUUCUACACCAUCAACCUCAUCAUCCCCUGCCUGCUCAUCUCCUGCCUGACCGUACUGGUUUUCUACCUGCCGUCCGACUGCGGCGAGAAAAUCACCCUGUGCAUCUCCGUGCUGCUGUCGCUCACCGUCUUCCUGCUGCUCAUCACCGAGAUCAUCCCGUCCACGUCGCUGGUCAUCCCGCUGAUCGGGGAGUACCUGCUCUUCACCAUGAUUUUCGUCACUCUCUCCAUCGUCAUCACCGUGUUCGUGCUGAACGUCCACCACCGGUCGUCGGCGACUCACACCAUGCCCCGAUGGGUCCGGAGGCUUUUCCUCUCGGCGGUGCCACGCUGGCUGUGCAUGAAGCGGCCACAUCAUGCUCUGCGGCCUGUCAGGCGGCGCUGCCUUAUCGAUGAACUCCUCCCUGUCCUUGCUCCUGUCCCUUCCCAUGGCACGUCCACCUGGAUCACCGAGGAGUCGGACAUCGAUCUUCACGGUUACCAGGAUGGCAGCCACCAGCUGAACUCCUUCGACACCGGAGAUGAAAUACACUACUGUGAUCUUCACGGUUACCUGACCACAGAUAACUUGGCAAGGUUGGGGGUGAAGAUCGCCGGCCGUGCGAGGACUUCCUCCCUCUCCCCUCCUUCCCCUCCAUCUCUCUGUUACACCCUGCUCCCACAGAGACGCUCCAUGGUCAGCUUGGACUGGGACGCCCCUCCCGCUGAGUGCGGUUCCAUCCAGAGCCCGUCGGCUUCUGUUCUGUCUCCUGCGGUGGUAUCGGCCCUGGAGGGGGUCACCUACAUCGCGGAGCAUCUGAGAGCAGAGGAUGCAGACUUUUCGGUAAAGGAGGACUGGAAGUAUGUAGCCAUGGUUGUAGACCGGAUCUUCCUGUGGAUGUUCAUCAUCGUGUGCCUGCUGGGGACAGUCGGGCUCUUCCUGCCUCCGUGGCUCUCUGGGAUGAUUUAGAUCCGCACCUGAUAUCAAAAGAAUGAAUACAACUAUAAAUGAAUCACUUAUUCAGAGAAUGUGGACUGUAAUGUUUUAAGUCUGGAAACCAAAAUU
Scophthalmus maximus (turbot) is the source of this 1735-nucleotide messenger RNA. Its product is annotated as neuronal acetylcholine receptor subunit alpha-2-like. The coding region runs from base 65 to 1639 and encodes 524 amino acids. Gene Ontology annotation, molecular function: transmembrane signaling receptor activity; acetylcholine-gated monoatomic cation-selective channel activity. Gene Ontology annotation, biological process: chemical synaptic transmission; monoatomic ion transmembrane transport; regulation of membrane potential. Gene Ontology annotation, cellular component: neuron projection; postsynaptic membrane; synapse. The transcript has 7 exons. The record is from RefSeq and is a predicted model, not a curated record. NCBI's taxonomy places the organism in Eukaryota, Metazoa, Chordata, Actinopteri, Pleuronectiformes, Scophthalmidae.